Messenger RNA from Aspergillus alliaceus, 1184 nucleotides. Its product is annotated as esterase/lipase family protein. The record is from RefSeq and is a predicted model, not a curated record. Lineage: Eukaryota; Fungi; Ascomycota; Eurotiomycetes; Eurotiales; Aspergillaceae. Gene Ontology annotation, biological process: lipid catabolic process. The transcript has a single exon. Gene Ontology annotation, molecular function: lipase activity. The coding region runs from base 259 to 1098 and encodes 279 amino acids.
GUCCACACCAGCUGAAUUUCAGCUGGUCGGUGCAUUUCGACAUAAAUAUGCGAUACGAUCCCUGGACAGUUGAUGAAAUUUAAUUCUGUUACUUUCGUUUGUGUCCAGUAGGAACCAUUCAUUCAUUCAUUAUACUGCUCCAUUUCUCCAUUCCUUCAUUCAUAUAAUACUUCUUCCCUCCUCCCCCUUUUACCCUUCCUUCAUACAUCCACUCCCUCUAGGAAAUAAAAAUCAUAGUCGCCCAAACCGCUAAAAAAAAUGAAAAUCCAACCCCUCCUCCCCCUAACAGCCCUCCUCCUCACUCCCACCCUAGCAUCCGGCAUAAACGACUUCUCCUGCAAACUCACCCCUUCCCACCCAAACCCAGUAGUCCUCCUGCACGGGCUCGGCGCCACCUUCUACGAAGACCUCAACUUCCUGCAAUACUGGCUCCAAGCCCAAGGCUACUGCACCUACGCGCAAACCUACGGCGCCUACGACGGCUUCCCCUGGCUCGGCGGCCUCCGUCCGAUCAGCGACUCCUCCGCCGAAAUCGCCGACUACAUCCGCACCGUGGCCGCACAGACCGGCGCCAAGAAGAUCGACCUGGUCGGCCACUCCGAGGGCGCGUUCCAAUCGCUCUAUGUUCCCAAAUUCCAGGGCGUCGCGGAUCUCCUGGACAAGGUGGUUGCCAUUGCGCCCCCGACCAGGGGGACGAAUUUCGGGGGCCUGUAUAAUCUGGCGUACCUGUUUGGCAAUGCGUCGAGGGAGGCUGUGGGGGAGGUGUUGAGGGCGGUUGGGUGCGCCGCGUGCGAUGAGCUGGGGCCCGGUGGGGCGGCGGUGGAACGGCUGCAUGAUGGGCAGCCGAUUGUGCAAGAGGGCAAUAAGCUGACGGUUAUUGUGUCGCGGGGCGACGAGAUGGUUACACCGCAUGAGACGUCGUGGGUGCGGGAGGAGGGCGUCCAUAAUACCUACGUGCAGGACUUUUGUCCCCUCGACCCGGUUGGGCAUAUUGGGGAGGCGUACGAUUUGAAUGUGUGGAAUUUGGUUAAGAAUGCGCUUGAUGGGACGCCGGAGAGGAAGUUCUUUUGUGUGAUUGGGUCGCCUGGGAAGGUCUGAGUUUUAGAGAGAUGGAACGGGGAGAGGGGACCGGAAUUGUAUAGUUGUAUAGUAUAGAGUACUAAUCACGAGGGUAUAAUCCCAUA